This is a messenger RNA of Merops nubicus (carmine bee-eater), 312 nucleotides long. RefSeq names its product ras GTPase-activating-like protein IQGAP2. The record is from RefSeq and is a predicted model, not a curated record. Gene Ontology annotation, biological process: regulation of actin cytoskeleton organization. Gene Ontology annotation, cellular component: cytoplasm. The transcript is spliced from 3 exons. Gene Ontology annotation, molecular function: GTPase activator activity; calmodulin binding; actin filament binding. Lineage: Eukaryota; Metazoa; Chordata; Aves; Coraciiformes; Meropidae. The annotation marks the transcript as partial.
GUGGAUGGAAGUUUGCUUGGAGGAAGAGCUGCCCCCAACUACAGAGCUAGAGGAAGGCUUAAGGAAUGGUGUUUAUCUUGCCAAGCUUGCGAAAUUUUUUGCCCCUAAUGUGGUGUCAGAAAGAAAGAUCUAUGACGCAGAGCAGGUGCGCUACAAGAGAUCUGGUCUUCAUUUUCGGCACACUGACAAUACUGUGCAGUGGUUAAGAGCAAUGGAGUCCAUUGGUCUGCCUAAGAUCUUUUAUCCAGAGACUACGGAUGUUUACGAUAGGAAAAACAUCCCUAGGAUGAUAUAUUGUAUUCAUGCACUAAG